CACUCAGGCUGAUAAGACCUUAUUCUAAUCACAUGUUACUCUUAUUAAGCAGCGUCGCGUUACGUAUAGUUAACCGUAGACUCCGUUAGGGCGCUGAUCGUACUUGUGAAAAGGAAAAAGAAAAGAAGCAGAAAACUAUAUCAGCGAUAACGUUUAAUGCAUCUCGUGAAACGUUAAUCGUUUGAAAUAACUUGUUAUCCGGUCAAAUGUACAGUGCUAGUGCGGAAGUGUCACUUGAUAUAUUUUUCGAUGAGAGCAGAAAAAAAAUAACAAGAAGUGAUGGAAGUUUGUGAAAUAUUGAAAACCAUGUUAAUGCCUGACCCGUCGUGUUUAACGGCAAAUGUGCUUUGGACUUUAUCACUUUUUUUGUAAUCCCAAUUAAAAAGUGCCUGAAGUUCUGGAUACACGUGACAUACGUGGUACAGUAAAAGCAAAGAUUCUACCAUCAUAAUCGAGUACCGAACCACGAGAUACAGUAUCGUAAUAAUAUCUGACAUUUCCUCUAAGGUAUCUCACCAAGAGUCUAGGCCGCGCCAGGAAAAUACUAGAGAAACAAGAGAACAAAGUAACGAAUAGAAACGUGUGCGCAUUCUAAAAGCCGCAGGAAGGUAAAGAAAAAAAAAAUGCAUCUUGCGCAGGGAACGCCGAGCGAUUUCAGAGCAAUCAAUCUUCAAGUUCUCAGCCGUUCGCACUGACCCUUCGGCAACCUGAAGAAUCGUACCCCAGUGUCGCUUGCCGCUUAGAAAAUAAAAAAAAGAACAGAAGUAGCAGCGGCAGGAGAAGAAGUAUAGAAAAGACGAGCAAACAAUAGAGAAGCAAAAAGUAGGAAGUAAGAGAAGAGAAUAAGCAGAAGUAGAAUCAGGAGCAUAGAAGAAGUAAAAGAGGAAGAAAGUAGGUGCUGGUGGUGGUUGUGGUGGUGGCGGCGGCAGUGUUGGUAAUCGUACGGAAAGCGGCGGAGGUGGAGCAGGAAAAGGAGAAGAGAAUCGUGUGGCAGUGGUGCGGUAGCGGACGCGCAUCCAGAUCUGUCGCGUGCUGCGUCGCUCCGGGAUGGGAUGGAGCGGGACGGAACGGAACGGAAUGGGACGGGUUGGGACGGGACGAACAGGGACGGGAUGGGAUGGAUGCUGUACGCUCGUCAGUGAGUCGAUCUCCGUACUCUAGUGUUGGUUUCACUCUCGGCACUCGGUGAGCCUGUGUACGUUUCUACGAGAGCGAACCGAAGUACCGAACCGAGCCAAGAGAACCGCGGCACACUCGUUCAGUAGUUUCUCGGACGCCGCACCGGCACCAUCCGACCUACGAGAUAACCCCACGCUCUCCAGCUACCCCUAUAUACGGCGAGCAAGUACGCUCAUCUAAAGUUGAAACACACCUACGGGACAAAAUCGACUCUACGGGAAUUAUAAAGAAGCCGGCACGGAGAAAUAAAAAAAAAGAGAAAGAAGGUCGCGCCGUGUUCGGAGGGAGCAUUGCUAAUUUUUGGAGAGGACUUUUCAAAGAGAAAGAUAGAGGAGUAGAGGGAAAAAGCGGGAGAAAGAGAGAGAGAGUGUGUAUGGGUGCAUGUGAGUGUGCGUAUGAUAGAGAGAAAGAGAGAGGGAGAUAAAGUGGGAGAGACUGCACGAAAUCAUGAAGCAACCUUCGUGCUUGUCCUCGCGGUCCUCCUCGUGGUAGCCACCGAUGGCUCAUACGUAUCACAUGGCUACUGAACAAUCUCAUCUACGAGACAAGUACGCAAAUCGGCAUACUUUACUCAAGACCAGUUCGCGCUUUGUUAACAGUUGUUUACGAUUGUUUAUAGAAGUUUAUUAUCCCGGUUACCGGUAAUCGUGUAUUUUCACGCGACGAAUCUCCAUAAGCUGACGAGCAGUGUACCAUUGAUAACGCUGCUGUUGGAAGAAGAGGAGCUGGUCGAGAGAUGUCAAGGAGACUCGGUCACUCACAGUGGAGAGUCUGUAUAGUUGGAAGUUUCGGUCGUCAAACUGAGAAAAAAGCGUUCGAAGCGAACGCAAGGAUCGUAAUAAUUGACUCCCUCUGAAGAUUCUGCCGCAACGUAUGUGUGGACACGUGAUUGAUGUCAAUCAAUUAUACGAGUGAUGAAACGAACAUAUCACAGUCUAGGUACUUUCUAGGCUGUUAGGAAUAAAGCGAAAUCGAAAUAUAAAACGAACGAGAAUAGACUUUAACUUUGCGAUCAAAGCCCAGCCCAUCGAUUCUCAUCGAUCGAUCGCUCGUGCGUUACCAUUUGAAGAGAACCUUCCCAAACGUGGGAAGACUUGUUCUACGAAGAGGCAGACCGAUGCCACCUGGAAAGCGCAUUCCCUGGUUCCCGAUCUUUGCGAACAAGCCGUUCUGACUCGCUUGCGCGUGCGCGCGCGCCCUUCAGCAUCCGCGACUUUGCACGUAACGUACGCGGGGAGAUCGUUGAUUUUCACGGAACGUAGAAGCCGACCUGCCUCGGCAAAGUGCAAUAAAAUGCGAGAAUACCGAAAGUGCCGUACCUGGACGGUAUUAUUCGAACGCGUGCAUCGACCGUGCGCGGGGACUCCGCGCGAGUGAAAGUGAUUAUGGGUUUAUUCUAAAUUAGUGGCCGCGGAUCGAGGCUUUGGGAGUGCACCGUAACGCAGCGCUUUGGAGAUUGACGAAAGAGGCGCCGAGGAGUCGAAGUGGAGAGGAACGGGCGGAGGAAGAGGAAGAGGAAGAGGGGAAGAGAAAAAAGAGAACGAGGAAGCCUGAUAAGCGAGAGCAGAGAGGAAACGUGCGAAUAGCGGGGCAUAGGUGGAGAGCGUGGAUGAGACCGUCAUGCCCACUGAGGUCGACACGGGCGGGCCAUGGGUGCUGCACUGUGAUUACCGAAGUGCCGACAGCUCGAUACCGAUCGAGUCAGAUGCCCCUCGAACCGUCAAGCAUCAGCCAGAGCACAACUCCCGCCUAGGUGAAUCCUCGGAUAGAUGCUCGAUCAGUGACCGUAACCUUCUCCAGAGGGCGAGCUGUCCCAUCGCAGCAUCCGACGACGGGCAAAGUCCCGUAACAACUCGUCGCCCUUCGGGCCGGAAUGUCGCUAGAUUCCAGGAACGCAAGAAUCGUGUCGGGCGUCGAAGAUCGCGAAGACAUUCGGAUGAGAUCUCAAGAUCGAGUUUAUUUAACUGUUCCCGCGACACGAGUAACGAGACUUCCUACAGCAUCCUCGAGGACCACUCGUCCGAUAGGACUCUAGAUCCCUCGAAGGAUAUCCCAUUGAGGGACAUAUCCUCAUGUGGGGACUCGGCGAAAUGUCGAGUUCCCCAGGUUUCUGGUUGCACGAUCUUAGGGAUACCCGUUCGACGCCCGCACCAGACACGUCUGGCGACGGCGAAUGAUAGUGAAAGUGAACAGGACUCGGUGAGAAGAUCUGCGCAGUCUCUGUUAUCCAUUACCACGUGUCCUUUUGCCAAUUCUCGAGAGACGUUACCUGGCGAUACGGCCAGGUACAAACAAUCUCUGAUCUCUAGUCAUUCGAGCACCGGUUCUUCCGUUGAACAGGAUCGAGAAAACUCGUCGAAUCUCCUUGAGGAUAUCGUCGAAUCCUCCUACACUACGAGGAGUAUCCAGAAGAGGAGGAACCAGUCCCUCGAGGAGCUGAGAACUCGAUGGCACGAUCAAGAUGAUGCAGUGUGCCACGAUCGGGAGGACCAUGUUCCCAGCGCAAGUUCAGGACUGUUUGCCACUUCGAAAGGGCCAAGAACAUGUCCUGCAACUCGUUCCUAUUUUUGUCAGUUGGCAUUCAUCAUAUUCCUUAUUAUAUUUGGACAAAGUGGACUCUUCAGGUCAAACGUGAUACCUCUCAAUGCGAAAUUUCGGGCUGGUUUCAGUGCUUUAACUAUAGGAACCAUUGUUGGUGUAGUGAAAGCGGCGCCGAUCGAUCUGAUCGGCGACGCCGCCAUAAGAGCCGAAAGAUCGGCUAAUCUCUCGCAUAUUACGGGAGCAUCACGGAAGAUACAGAUGUACAUUAAAAAUCGGCAUUUGCAGAUUUUGCCGGAUGGUACGGUCAAUGGAUCUAACGAUGAUACAUCCGACUAUACCAUUUUUCAAAGGACUUCGGUGUCGAGAGGUCAAUUAAGGAUCCAAGGAGUUGCCACCUGUUUAUAUCUGUGUAUGGACUCUUGCGGUCUGCUUUAUGGCUCCCGCGAAUACACGGAAGACUGCGUGUUCAACGAGACCUUGGAGCAGCACAACUACAACACGUACAGCUCGGUGCGGUGGUCGACGCCGCGAAAGACGCUGUACCUUGGGCUGAACCGACGUGGACAGCCCAGAAGAGUUCAGGCGCGAGGUCAUAACCUGGGAAGACUGUCGGCCUAUGCGAGAGUACUUACCCAGGUUGCGCUACCCGAACGGGUAGACGCCUUGCAGAAGAGGAUGAUGGGCGCUCAUCACAAUAUUCGACAUCAGCACAACGUCCAUCGUCUUCACAAUCUUCAGCAGCAGGCACUGUGCCCGCCGCUGCCGCCACAAGAGAAAGACGGCAGGGACAGGUUCAGGUGCAGGAAGCGAAAGAAGCGGAAGAAGAAAAAGAGAAGAUGUAGGGAGGGCGAGACACCCGGACCACAGUGCGAAGUUCCUGCAGAUAGUUACUAUGAUAAUAACUCCGGUAGCGGCGAGGGUCCGCCACAGUCGAAGAGAUCGUGCGAGGGCGCAGCCAGCGAGGAAGCCUGCAGAAGACAGGCGCUUAACACACCGUCGAAGAAGAGGAAGUCGCGGAUAGAGGAGAACGUGGCUACGGAUGGCAUGGUCGGCCGCGCGGCCGCUCGUCAUCAGCAGCAGCGCAAAGGUCCCAAGGGUAAGAAAUCUCCAAACUCGAAAAAAACAAAUGGCGCGGGCGACGGGCAGAAAAAGCCUAACGGAAUAAAUGGAAAGAGAAAGGGUGUAGGACCGAAGAGGAACUCUUCUCAUGUGGCCAUCAGGAAGAAAGGAUCUGGCAGGGUCACCAGAACAACGCUGCCCAUAGGCUCUGGCUCAAUGAUGUCACCCUUGUCCUGGUAUCAUGGUGUGUCAACAACUCCAUCAACGGGGGACGAUGCUUUCCCUAGAAGAAGAUUGAAAACACCAUCCCCGUUAAACGACGUGACGGAACCCUCGACUAAACUCAAACAGAACCCGGAUUCACGUCGAGGAAAAUACUUAGGCCUCAAUCGACGUAAAUCCUUGAGGACGACUGUCCAAACCCCCGUCCUUACCACAGACCAAGAAAAUACGGAUGACCAGACGAUCCUAGCCUCGACCACAGAGCUUCCUUACGAUCAUCCCGACUAUACUACCUUCUUGGAAUCUGCGACGGAAAACGGUGACGACCCUUCAUCCGAUUUCCCCGUUUCCGAUGAGGACCUCAUGACCCUCCUAGUUGACUCGACCAGUCCUACUCCUGACUUGGACUCCACCGACGGAUACGACGACUACAGUUACCCUAACACCCCUCUGAUGUUGAGCUUAGCCGAAACUGCGAAGAGGGAUGAAGCCAUUCGAACGCCAUUCCCCCCGGAGAGACUGGCCAUAAAAACUCAAAGAGCCGCCGCCCUACCAGUAAACCUAACCAGGAUGAAAUCAGCCGAAGUCACCCUAAUCUCACACCAAAGUUUAGAGUAGAUUUCAUCUAGCGGUGAGGUGGUCCAGGUGAUUCCUGCCCAGUCACCGGGACGAAUCAUCGUGGAAAGUCCUUCUGUCAUUCCGUGAACGAGGACCACCGAGCAUAGGCACGCUUCGACAUUAUUCUAUGUGAACGCCUAAAUGACUGACGAAGUCACUCAGGAAAAUGACUGACGAAGUGACUUGCCUGCAUUCGUUACGGCAAACCAUAUGGCUUCUUGUAUCACGUGUAUAGAUACAUAUGUGUAUACGUAUGCAUGGACAGGUAGGUAACUAUAGGUAGCUUCUACUCUACUAAAUGUAUAUUUAAACACACUAGUGUUUUCCAUGCUGAGGGUAUCGCGUGAAAUCAAUCACUCUGGGUGCUGUUCGUUCAUCAGUAUCCUAGUACGGUCAUUUAUCUCGCGUGACUGCCGACUAGUUGCGAUAUCAUCAAUUACAGGUACUGCACGACGGAUUUUCAUCGGUAGAAUGGCUCUUGGAUAUAGGGAUGCUGUUAUAUAUUAUUACGUGAUAACUGUAUUGAUAGAUUGCAGUACAGAGAAAUUUUGAAAUUUUAUUCUCACGAUUAGAAAUUGGAUUAGAAUAAUUCUAUUCUUGUUACUAUAAUAGUGGAAUACAUUGUUAUGUAUUUUUCAUUUUCAUUAUCGGUAUAAUACUAAACACGAGAGUUUUAUUUUUUUUUUACGUUUGAUAUAAGGAAUUUCUUUGAGUAUCUCUUAUCACUUUUUAUUCUCUUAAAUGAGAAGAGUUUAGAAAUUAUUCUGGAUUAAAAAUUAUAAGUGAAUCGUCUACGUGUAAAACGAUUCAAUUUGUAUUGUCGAUCGUACUGAUAGAUAAGGUGUCACUUCAAUUAUGUGAAAUUGGUCGCGACUGACUGCAUCUCUACGUGAACUUCACACGAAUGUCGCUCGCUUUCUUUAGAGAAAGCCCAGAGGCGUCUUAACAACGUUGAGAUUAAUUUUCAUCAAAGGACGUAUUUCGCAUCGUUGGAUUCACUCAUGGCUCAAUUACACGUGUCAAGAUCAAAUGAUGACCCAGCACUAAUUCAAAGUGAGGACAACGCUCGUAUAGUAUAACGCUUAUAAGAGUUAUGUAACACCAAUGCAAAUUAGUUACUAGUGGUAUAUAAUAAUACAAAAACAAUUUUGUACUAUAUUUAAAAAAUUAUAUUUUGUAAUUAAAAAUUUAUGUAAUUAAUUGUAUUAUAUUUUUUAAAUCUUUUUCCGGGCAGUUAAAAUUACUUGUCAUGAAAAAGUCAAGCGAUUGCAUCUAAGGUAGAUUUCUCCCUUCGCUUUACCCACUUACCAUCCUUGAAAUGGUUUAACAUUUUUUUAAAUUUAGAAUUGCCCCUCUUUAAAGUGAAAGAGGACUGGCAUGCUAUUAUAUUAUAAUGUAACAAUUCGAGUGACAAGAUCUGCCUCAAGUCGAGCAAAGUCAAG
Cephus cinctus (wheat stem sawfly) is the source of this 7061-nucleotide messenger RNA. RefSeq lists its product as uncharacterized. The record is from RefSeq and is a predicted model, not a curated record. Gene Ontology annotation, molecular function: growth factor activity; fibroblast growth factor receptor binding. The coding region runs from base 2800 to 5619 and encodes 939 amino acids. Gene Ontology annotation, biological process: positive regulation of gene expression; animal organ morphogenesis; cell differentiation. Gene Ontology annotation, cellular component: cytoplasm. The transcript has 6 exons. Lineage: Eukaryota; Metazoa; Arthropoda; Insecta; Hymenoptera; Cephidae.